Messenger RNA from Perca fluviatilis (European perch), 6927 nucleotides. It is a transcript of the gene nfixb, whose product is annotated as nuclear factor I/Xb. The transcript has 15 exons. The record is from RefSeq and is a predicted model, not a curated record. NCBI's taxonomy places the organism in Eukaryota, Metazoa, Chordata, Actinopteri, Perciformes, Percidae. The coding region runs from base 1020 to 2756 and encodes 578 amino acids. Gene Ontology annotation, biological process: regulation of transcription by RNA polymerase II. Gene Ontology annotation, cellular component: nucleus. Gene Ontology annotation, molecular function: DNA-binding transcription factor activity, RNA polymerase II-specific; RNA polymerase II cis-regulatory region sequence-specific DNA binding.
ACCCCCAGCUGCCGCCCUGGUUACUCACUGAACACGACAGACUGUGAACCGCUCUGGUUAUUAAUAAUUCACCAGCCCUCCGCUCCGCUCCGUUUCUCCGGCCGCGGCCGCAUGCAGGACCCCGCACGGCACGACCUCAUUGCGCCGGUGCCUCCGUGCAGCCACGCUGGGUUUUCACUUCGAGUUGUUUUUCUUACAUUUUUUUGGGGGGGGGAUUUACUCGGUGUCUCACACAGGCGUACGCACAUUUCACCUCCUUGUUCACGUGUUUAGCCUAUAGGCAGUCCCGGCUGGCAGUGCCCACCGAGCCCCGCUAUAGUCUCAUCAACUCUUUAUUGUUGCGACAUCCGCGCUGCCACAUGGUGAGUUCGGUUGUAGACGCUGUUCUCUCCGCGACUUUCUCCGGACACUGAGGAACAGGUGGGGGGGAGGACCGAGCGAGGAGGAACGUUUUCAUAUCAGCAAAGCCGGGAGCAUGCACAAGGGGGGAAAGCGCGCGGCGGCGUCCCAUCUGCAGGAGCAACAGCUGAUCUGGUGAGCGCGUAAACAGAGAGUGCAAAGCUACUUACUGUCGGUGCACGGCCACACUCCUGCUCUGUCACUCGGGCUCACACGGUGACUGUGUCGGUGUCGCGGCGACUCAGUGGACAUUACGGUACCGGGACAAACUGGACAGAGAACAGGCAAGCACAGCCUUGGAGCCGACCAUUUUCAUGGAAAUUUCACGAGUUGAAACCGAACAUAAACACCUUGCAUGAAGAAGUCGGGAAGCAGACGAUUUGGAUUACACAGCUCUGUCCUCCUUUGCCUUGAUUGAGAGGAGUUGACUACAAAUUACCACAAAAAAAAUGUUUACCGGGCAGCAGGCCGUGUAUUAGGGCUAUUUUGCUUCCGGUAUAAGGCCCAGCCGAACAAGAAACCGAGUUUUCUCUCUCCCACACACUUUUUUUUUUGGAAGCCGAACUUUUGAGAGUGGAAAAUGGGUCUUUGAGAGUGUUGGCACAUUUCCCUACACCACAAUGGCAACCGAAACCUUUCUGUUGAACGAAGAACCCUCCAGAGGUCCUGGGAUGCCUGAAUGCUUUGUAGUAUCAGAUUCAUACAGGUAUUACCCUACUCACCUUCUAAACAAUGCCUUAGUGGAUGAAUUUCAUCCCUUCAUUGAGGCCCUCCUCCCCCAUGUCCGUGCCUUCUCCUACACCUGGUUCAACCUGCAGGCCCGCAAGCGCAAGUACUUCAAGAAGCACGAGAAGAGGAUGACCAAGGACGAAGAGCGCGCGGUGAAGGACGAGCUGCUGGGCGAGAAGCCGGAGAUCAAGCAGAAGUGGGCCUCGCGCCUGCUGGCCAAGCUCCGCAAGGACAUCCGGCCCGAGUUCCGCGAGGACUUUGUGCUCACCAUCACGGGGAAGAAGGCGCCCUGCUGCGUGCUGUCCAACCCCGACCAGAAGGGCAAGAUCCGCCGCAUCGACUGCCUCCGCCAGGCCGACAAGGUGUGGCGGCUGGACCUGGUCAUGGUCAUCCUGUUCAAGGGCAGCCCCCUGGAGAGCACGGACGGCGAGCGGCUGGUCAAGUCGCCCCAGUGCUCCAACCACGGCCUGUGUGUCCAGCCGCACCACAUCGGAGUGACGGUCAAGGAGCUGGACCUCUACCUGGCCUACUUCGUCCACACACCAGAACAAUCAGGACAAUCCGACAACUCAAACCAGCAAGGAGACACAGACGUCAAGCCCCCACCAAAUGGCCACUUGAGUUUCCAGGACUGCUUUGUGACUUCAGGGGUGUGGAACGUAGCCGAGCUGGUCCGCGUUUCGCAGACCCCGGUUGCUACAGCGACCGGCCCCAACUUCUCCCUGGCUGACCUGGACAGCCCCGGCUACUAUAACAUCAACCAGGUGACCCUGGGACGGCGCUCCAUCACCUCCACCCCCUCCACCAGGACUGAAAUGGAGCUUUAUGCAAGUCUCCCACGGAGCUCCAACAAGCGCAAGUCCAUUGACGACAGUGAGAUGGAGAGCCCGGUGGACGAUGUCUUCUACUCGGGCCGUUCCCCGGCGGCAGGCAGCAGCUCCCAGUCCAGCGGUUGGCCUAACGAUGUGGAUGCAGUGCAACACCAUUUGGCCAGUGUGCAGGAGAGGAAGAUUAAGCAUGAGAGCGAUGGAGUGCAGUUUCCUUACCAUGGACUCUCAUCGCCUGGUUCUCUUAAGAAGCCGGGGAAAUUCGAUUUCAGCGCCCUCUCCUCCCAGACGAGGUCCCCCCGCAUGGCGUUCACCCACCACCCACUGCCAAUGCUGGCGGGAGUGAGACCAGAAAUGUAUCUGUUGGCAGGGAGUCCCCGUGCUUCAGCCUCGGCCUUGCACUUCCCGUCUCCCUCCAUCAUUCAGCAGUCUAGCCCAUACUUCACCCACCCAACCAUCCGCUACCACCACCACCCUGGACAGGACCCCCUGAAGGAAUUUGUGCAGUUUGUCUGUGCUGAUGGCUCGGGGCAGGCCGGCGGACAGCCAAACGGGAGCGGCCAGAGCAAAAUGCCAGGCUCCUUCUUGCUGCCUCCACCUCCCCCAGUGGCCCGCCCAGUGCCCCUCCCUAUGCCCGACUCUAAACCCAACAGCACGCCCCCUGACGGCGGACUCUCCUCGUCCGCAUCUCCGUCAUACUCCACGCCAGGCGCCACAGCUUCCAACAGGUUUGUCGGCAUCGGAUCACGGGACAACAACUUUCUGAACAUCCCGCAGCAGACGCAGUCUUGGUUCCUCUGACAAGAUCUGUGUCCAAACCAGCAACUAGAAUUCUUUCUUUACAAUCGGAAAUAGAAAAACAGAGAAACAACCCGCAGGAUAAUAAUCGUCCUCCAACCAACCGACCCGCCGACCGGCCCUGACAGUACGUCUCAACCUGAUAACAAAAUAUAACCGAGCAACGCAGGAAAUUCCAGCAGCAUGACGCUUUUUAGAGGAACUCUGGACUCAUUUAUCCAGUCAGAGGGAGGACCCGUCUCGAGCAACAAGAUGGAUCGAUGGUAAAGAUGAACGGAUGGACAAGAGGAUGCCCAGGAUAAAGAAGGGGUAAGGGGACAAACAGCAGCAAGCAGGUCUCUCCUAAAACAACAACCACCACCGAACCAGCAGCAACGCAGGAGGAACCCGAGGAAGGAGGGGGAAAGCGGUCAACUGUCUCCUACUUUCGUGAGGACGCAUUGUGUAAAUGAAUGGCUAAGAAACUCAACUGUCCAACAAAAACAAAAUCAGGUUCCCACGACACAGAUGUUACAUUUAAGCUACACAAAUCCAUUUGGUUUCCAAUGAAAGCUGCAGUCCACGCUCCUGUGAUGUCUUUCAUCACCCUAAAAAAGAAAAAAAAAAUCCAAUCGACCAAUGUUUCUCUCCCUCUGAGUGACCAUUGACUCAACAAAGUCCCCUUUUUAUUUACCCCUGCUACUAACUAGAGAGAGAUCAUGCCAAAACAUAUCUUGAUUAAGGGUUGCACUAGAAGCUGAAUCAAUUAACACUAAUCGUAACGAUGUGCACUAUUUACCUACAAGGCAUGGGAGAUUAACCAGACUUGCCUAUUAAGAGUUUUAAAGAGAAAAAAAAAAAAAACAACAACCUAGGUACAAGAAGCCUUUCGUGUGUCCUCGACCCAUUGUUCAGUUUGACAAAUCAUUGGCCUCCGCUCAUUCUGACAUUUCCCCGCACAACGCACACUCACACAAUCUGUGCCAUGACCACAGCAUGUGUGUGUACGAUCGAAAACACACACAGUUGCCCAGUCAGACCUUUUAGAUUGUAGUCUCCACAGGUGGCAGUGUUGUAAUCAUAUUUUCCAAUGUAUCUGCACACAGUAAGUCCAGUGAACUCUCUACCUAUUUGAUUAGAUAUCCAAACGUCACACACGCUGAAAAUCCCAGUGUGUGUGUGCAUGUGCGCAUCAUUACUGGCAGUUUUCACGACUACAGACAGCAGUUAUUGGUUCCCCCCCUUUGCCCUCUUUGUAAUGUAGAUGAAUGAUUUUGUUAUCGCUUGUGUGUUCUCUUAUUUGAAUUUAUUCCUUUUGGAUUUGUACUAUUUUAUAAUUGUUUUGUAUUUGAAUUACAGCACCUUAUAGAGAAACACAGUAAGAAGUGGGAUGUUGAAGCGGUGUAGACAGGGUGGUUCGCUGACCUGGAUCAAAUAGUACAUUACAAAAAAACACAAAAAAGCAUUGACAUUUUUCGGGAAAUACACUUUUUUUUUUUUUUUCUGAGAGGUAGGCGAGAAGAUCGAUACCACACUUGUGUGUACAUGAAAUGUGAAGCUACCACGGGCAGCUGGUUAGCUUAGCUUAGCAUAAAGGCUGGAAACGGCUAGCAGGCCUCUGCAGGAGGCCUUUGCAUCCAAACACAGCUCGUAGGCAGAUUUUGUUACCUUUGGACCGAGCCAGGCUAGCUGGUUCCCCUUAUUCUUUAUGCUAAGCUAAACUAACCAGCUGCUAGCGAUAGUUUCAUCUUUUACGGACAGACAUGAGAGUGGUAUUGAUCUUCUUGUCUAACUCUCGGCAAAAAAGAAAAAGCAAAUACAGGUCUUUUCCACACGUUCAAAAAUAAAAUUUUUUCCUCCGUGCCAGAUAAACCUAUUUGCCACGUACAGUAAAGUACUGCAAGACGACACAAUGCAGGAUUUUGACAAUCACAGGAAGCUUAUUUUCUGGGGAACUUACGUGCUGAACCAUACAGGUCAACAACAACAACAAAACCAGCCCCAUCUACUAUUUGACCCAGGAACAGCCGGUGGUGGAGUGAUAGAAAAACAGAACCAAGGAGGAAAAAAAAAAAAAGGUUGCUGAAGAUGGGACCCAGACUAAAAGAGAGAGUAGCUCUUCUUUUCUGUCUCCCUAAAGUUUACCCUGUUGUUUACACUCCCAGACGGGCCGCUGCUCCAAGAGCAGAGGGAGCCACACUGUGGAGCAAAAUGAAUAUGUGACAUAUCUGGCUGUUUGCGGAGAGGGAACGAGGGCCUCUAAGGCUAGCAGUAGGACGAUCACCCGUGUGCCCAUUUUUGUUUUUUGGUGCACGGGAUCAGGUAAAGGAUAUCGGUUGCUAUGGAAACCCCCCCCCCACCCCUCCCCCAACACACACACAUACACCAGCACUCCCCACUUAACUAUUGUGAAUCGAUGAGCCCUUAAUGAUCAAAACUGCACUAAAACAAUCAUACCAGCCAACCUUGUGAGAAACGUAUUCCAGUAGAUUGACCGUUGCAGUGGAUGUAUCGCUGGGAUGGAAACACACUUGUAGAGCACAGAUGGCCACUUCUUAAACACAGACUUAUAAAGACCACUUACUAUAAAUGCAAACACCCCUCCACCCCCCCCCCAUGCUCGACUAUUUCAAUUCAAAGGGAAGUCUUAAAAAUAGACAAUCUGAGGAGGCCUUUAUGCUUUCAAUCGUUUUUUAUAUCCUUAGCCCAUACAUAUAUUCUGAGUGAUUCAGUUAUCUCCUGGUAAAAAAAAUGACUAAUCCAACCUCACAAAAUAACUGGACUGCCUGGCCAUGUUCUUCACUGCAGGGAAACACAACAUAGUUGGCCAAAAGCGAACGGCGCCCCAUCUCAUCCGCUUCGUAGAGAGAACUAGCUCGGCUGAGUACGACGUUAACGGCGGCUAAACGUGAUUUCUUUUCUAAUCUAUGGAAGUGCCUCUGUAUUCCCAUUAUGCAAUUUGUCAAACAUGAAUUCAGGUUCUUUUUUCUCACAUAUAAGCUAUAGUGAAUGGUGGAAAAUUUUAUGUCAGGAGAAAGGUGGGGGGGGGGGGACAAAACGGUGACAGCUCACUAGAUAAUCGCAAGCAUCUUUAUAUAUAAUACACAUAUAUAUUUAUAGAUAUAUACUUUUUUUUUUUAUUUGCAAGAUAAGCUCUGUGGCAGUCUAGUUAUUUUUUGAAGCAUGGCGUACAUCGCACAGUCAUAGGAUGCAUCUGAAAAAGCGCUGAUUAGAGCUAAAGUACCAGUCUCUAAAACCCCACACUAAAUGACGAAAAAUACACAAAAUCUGCAGCAAACACAACAAUAGACACAUAGACAGUGAUGGUAAUGUAGUUGAGGAUUUAAAAAAAAAAAAAAAAAGAACAGAUUUGGUUUUGUUGUUUUCUUUCUUGUUUUGAUGGGAAGUAUUGUUCUUGAAACUAAAUGAUGUAUGUCGAUUGAGCCAUGUGCAAUGCCUUGGUAGAGGAAUUGUGUUUGUGUGUUAGCGAUUGUUUGAGGGUGUCACGAGAAAAGAGGGGGGAAAAAAAGAAAAAAAAAAACCUCUACGUUUCUUUUUUUUGUUUCUUUUUUUUCAAGUCCACAUGCUCCGGGACUCUAAAUACGAGGGCAGCGAGAAAAAUAUCCCAGUCUGUGUAAGUAAGUUUUGGGAAAUAGUUUUUAAUUUCCUUUUUUUUUUUUUGUUGUUGUUGGUUUUUUUUGUUCUCCUUUUAUCGCUUUUUUUAAGAAAAGAAAAAAAAAAACUUCAUUUCUAAUGAUUUGUUUUUAAAAUGUGGGAGGGCUGAAGGAACGAUUUUGCAACUCAUAAAAUAUAUAUCACUAUGAAACCUGGUGCUUUCGUAAAGAUUAAAAGUACAUUCAAUCUCUAUUAUACAUAAAUAAUAAUAAACAAAAUUAAGUGUUAUGAUAAAAAAGCAAAUUUUUAGGAAAACAUGCAUUAUUCUAUUUCUUUUUCUUUUGUAUUUACCGAGGGGGGAGGGGUUCAUUGUAUGAAAAGGUUGUUGUGACAAAAGGCAUUCUCCUUCUCCCCCCCCCCCACCCCACCCCACCCCAAUAUCACAUAGCAGAGGAGCAGUCGGAGGGAGAUAAACCUGGAUCUUGUAUCCAACACGAUCAAUCCUAGUGUGGGACAAAGACAAGAUCUUCCCCAAGUUGGGAGAUGCACAAUUCUGGAUUUAAAGAAAGAGGGGAAAAAA